GACGGGAAAGAGUCCAAGCAAGCCUUGCUCUUGGAUUUCCAACACUGCUAGCUGACUGAGGUUUUUUUUUUUUUGGAUGGAGCCAUCGGUAAAGAUUCUUCUUUCCAAGUGGGAAACAUAAACAAAUUUCAAAUUUUGAACCAAAAAAAAAAAAGGUGAAAAACAAGAAGAAGAACCCCAUUGCUUACUGCAGGCUAAAGCUUACUUUUGUUGCCAUUUUUUUGUACAAUUUUCUUAGUCAACUCUGAUCUGUUGUUGGUGACAUUCAAGAAUCGUAGUCAUUGCAAGUUAAGAUCAGUGUACAAUGCAAAUGGUUGCUUGCAACAAAGAAGACAUCAAAUGCAGUGAAAAGAGAGUGGGAGGAGAUGGUGGGAUGAGAACUGUGGAAUGCUUGAGAGGGAGGCUCCUUGCUGAGAGACAAGCAUCAAAGAUUGCAAAACAAGAUGCUCAACUUAUGGAAAGUAAGCUGCUAGAACUUGAGAACAAGCUGAAAGAAGAGACCAAGUUAAGGAACAAAGCAGAGAAGAGGUUCAAGUUGUUGAAGAAGAAGCUUGAAUCCCUAAAAAUAUUGCCCAAUUUAGAUGAAUCAGAGAAGUCAAGUUCAUCUGAGAGCUCUACAGUCUCUAGUGUUUCAUCUGCAAGCAGUUCAGGUACUCAACACCCUCAAGAUGCAGUCCCAGAAAUCUUAAAAAAUGUGGAGGGAAGUGCAUCAGACACCAAUCCAUCCAUAAAAAGCUUUGAAAUUUGUUCCAAUGAAGAAAAUUCAACUCCUCCAGGGACUAGUACUAAAUCUGAUACAAGUUGUUCAAGCUUGAAAGCUUCAACAAUGGAGAUUAACAUGAUGAAUGGAAGAAAUGAGACUAGUGAGGAUGAUGAGUAUGUUGAUAACUCAUUGGCAUUAGUUCCUUUGAAUCUCCCAGAAACCAAGGUAGCACCUGAGAUAAACAUAGAAGUGAGCAAAAGUAUAGGUGAAGUUCUUGAUAAUCUAAGGCAUGCCAGGGAAAGAAUUCAGAACACAAUGGAAAGAAGACAAAUGAUUAGGGUUGGGGCCAUCUUGAAUUCAUACAUGUAAACACCAAUUAUUGUCCCAUUUUAGAUAAUAAAACAGCAAGUGACAGAUGUUUUGUUUGCUUGCAUUGGAGCAAAAUGGCAUGGCAUAUAUAAUGUAAAAGUGCAUAAUAUAUUAGCUUGUAGUUUGUAUAUUUAUAUUACCUUGAUAAGAUUAGUUUGUUGGUAAAA
Messenger RNA from Gossypium raimondii (Peruvian cotton), 1239 nucleotides. RefSeq lists its product as uncharacterized. Bases 305 to 1072 code for a protein of 255 amino acids. The transcript is spliced from 4 exons. NCBI's taxonomy places the organism in Eukaryota, Viridiplantae, Streptophyta, Magnoliopsida, Malvales, Malvaceae. The record is from RefSeq and is a predicted model, not a curated record.